This is a messenger RNA of Homarus americanus (American lobster), 1943 nucleotides long. RefSeq names its product myoneurin-like. Gene Ontology annotation, biological process: regulation of transcription by RNA polymerase II. The record is from RefSeq and is a predicted model, not a curated record. NCBI's taxonomy places the organism in Eukaryota, Metazoa, Arthropoda, Malacostraca, Decapoda, Nephropidae. Gene Ontology annotation, cellular component: nucleus. Gene Ontology annotation, molecular function: protein binding.
GAGGUUUACUGUGAUGCCACCAUAGCCUGUGAUGGACGGUUCUAUCCUGUUCACAGGCUGGUUCUCUCCACCUGCAGUGAAUACUUUGAACGUAUGUUUGAAGUGGCAGACAAGCAACACCUCAUGAUCGUGUUGGCAGAUAUACAACGUGAAGACUUAGAGACCCUCUUGGACUACAUGUAUAUAGGCGAGGUCAACGUCUUACAGAGCGAUCUGUCGGGGUUCAUGAAGGCUGCCGAGCGCCUCAAGAUCAAAGGCUUGGCAGAACCUACAGACACAAUUACCAGAAAGGAAGGUGUCGACGGCAAGAGGAGCCUCCCGCAGAAGGAGGACAACUGGGAGGUGAAGCGCAGGAGAGAAAACAAAACUAAAGAGGAAGAAAAAGUUUGCCAUGUGAUCCAGGAAGAAGGUAAAACAUAUAAUAAAUCACAGGAUGAAGCAACCAGUGUAUCAGUUAGUAGAGGUGAGGGUGUGACAGUACCUUCCUCUAACAUGGGCGGCAGUCAACAGCAGUACAGUGGUGAUGACAACACAGCCACCACUUAUGACCUUGAUAUAUCUAAGAUAAGUUUACAAGGAAUGGAGGAAAUAAUUUUGAAAGAUGAGCCUGAAGAUUGGUGUAGCGUUGUAGAAGACACUCGGCAACGCGACCCAAACGUAUUAUAUUGUAACAACUCCGAUCAAGUGUCACAGAGGUGCUUGAGCUCUGAUGGGUGGAACUUCUCAAGCUUAGUGGAGGAGAAUCCUUCAUAUUCUCUGGCCUUUGAUCGCACGCUCUUCCCAAAAGAUUACCCGGGCGGCUUUCACAAGACCUCGGUAACGUCCUUGAUGCCCUCAGAUAUGAUCCAGGUGGGAGACAAAUUCUCAUCUCUGGCCAAGUUGGAGCAGGCAAUUACCCUUUAUGAGGCUGAAACAAUGACAAAACUGUACAAGCGAGACAGCAGAAAGUUGGUGAGCAAACGUGUGCAGCGGGACAUAAAAGCUGAGCUGGUGUAUUAUGACCUAGUCUAUGCCUGCGUCAAGGGCGGAAGAAUUUACUACACUAGAGGAAGACCGAGUCGCAACUCCUUGAAGAGUGGCUGCACGAUGCAGAUCAGACUGAAGGCCUCCCGGGACGGACAGUUCCUGGAGGUGGUGCACAAGGUGGAGCAGCACAACCAUAGCCUUACUGAAACACACAUGUCUUACAGAGGGAGACCACGAGCUGCCCAACCAGUCAACUCCUCCGCCCUGCCACCUUGAAUCAACACGCCACCUUGUAGGAGCUCAACACAGGACAAAUAAAGGCUAUGUUUUACCUCAGUUUACACUAGUCACCAAUUAUAUACUUUAUGAAGUUUAUUUUCAUAGUACAGUAUAUUGUCAAUAGCCAUUGUUACUUAUUGAUUGAAAAUGUUGCUAGAAAUAAUAGGAAUGCCUUAAAUGUAAUAUUAUAUUGUUAAUUUGUAAAGUUGUUGAGGCCCAAUUUGAACACCCAUUAAACUGUUUUCCAAUUAUUGAACUGGUAGCCUCAAAGACACGUUAACAGGUGUCUCGGCCCUACACACUGCUGCCUCUGCCUGGCUCACAAAUCACACCUGACUCCCUGAUUUUGGAAGCUGAAGAGUAUAAUGGCUUUAAUGAAUCUGACUUGUGAAAUUGGUCAAUUUGAUCUUACACCGACCAGCAGUAUAGACUUGCUGACACAAUUUGGAAAUAAAACCACUGCUGUAUUCUGUACCAGUCAAGUUAUUUGUGAGUUCAGUUGGCAUCAGUUUUUGACUCUACUGUAUAACUGACACAUGAUUCAGUGUGUUAGUACAGAAGGUAAACUUAUCUGUGUGUUGUCUUAUUGGACCUUGUGAAAACAGAAACUUAAAUUACUGUUGAUAUUUUUGUAUAAAAAAUACCAUUAACAGUUUCUCCAUAUGUAUGAUACAUAUAAAUAAAGACAAAUGCCUUUA